Messenger RNA from Dendroctonus ponderosae (mountain pine beetle), 6439 nucleotides. RefSeq names its product probable serine/threonine-protein kinase DDB_G0279405. Gene Ontology annotation, biological process: protein phosphorylation; positive regulation of protein kinase activity; intracellular signal transduction. Gene Ontology annotation, molecular function: calmodulin binding; calcium/calmodulin-dependent protein kinase activity; ATP binding. Gene Ontology annotation, cellular component: cytoplasm. Lineage: Eukaryota; Metazoa; Arthropoda; Insecta; Coleoptera; Curculionidae. The record is from RefSeq and is a predicted model, not a curated record.
AAAUUCUUCGCCAGAUACCCGGUAUUAUCUCCCAUUUGUCACACGUUAAGAUAUUCGAUUAAUUAUUUUUAACAGUCGGUUGUUUAUUAUUAGUAUGAGAAUUAUGGUUGGCGAUAGAAGGCGUAUGAGUGUUUUCAACAAAUUUUACUGUAUUUUCAGUUGUCGAUAGACUAGCACUUGGUCCGGGAGAAGACGGUUAUUAGUGAGUGUUAAACAUUAGCGAAUUGAACGUUAGUUGUUCUUAUUGAAAUGGAAGCGAGCACCGAGUUGAUUUUUCAGCAGGUGUAAAACACUAUGCUUUAUUCUUUUGUGCUCUUUGCAAUACGGUGUGCGCUGUGCAGCCUUCUAAGAAACCGAUUGCUUUUCUCGCCCAUGUACAAUUCAAUCAUCUUAUUGGGAAAGAGCACAAGUAAAAUAAAUGUUAAUAACUUUCCAUUGUGUGAGGGUAUUUCCAAAGUCCCACCAGCUUUAACACUGUCCAAAGCAAAUUUAUGGCAAGAUGGGUGUGCUUGUCGAAAAUCCAGAGCGCCAAAAAUAGGAGACAUUCCAAGGGUUUCAGCACUUGACGUCGACCUAAAAUCAAAAAAAAAUGACACGGCCAUACAUGCACCUAAACCACACUAUGCUGCACAGAACACGUUCAAACCCGAUAGGGAAAUAUCGACAACGAUCGAUUCCCUUAGACAAAGUCGGAUUGAUCACCCCCGAGUACUACCAGAUGUUCCCUUAUUGGUCGCCGAAGUUACCAAACAGACUCAAAGCACAGUACGCACAUCGCAUCUUGGCGAACGUUCCCGAUUGAAACCUGAUGGUGAGGUGCCGGUUGCUGAAACGUCGCCAACCGAUUAUGUGUCCUCCCGUCCCCUUUUGAAAAAAACAAGUUCUGUGAUAGAAAAUUCUGUGCCUUCCCCGAAUUGCUUAACGGACGACCUGACCAAAAUGAAAGUGAAAGCAAUUAAUUCCAACAAGCUUUUUGUUCAAUCGAGGAUCAGAUUCCCUAGCAGGCCGACCAAUUUUUCCCAACUGCCCUUAUAGCCCUUAUGGUAGCCCUACGCACUCGCCUCGGAGCAACAGAAAAAGACAACCUCCUAGGGAAUCCAGGAGGGUGUCAAUUGAAAAGCUUGGUCACUAUUUACAGCUUAAUCAGUAUAAACUUCUAGAUUCUAUUGGACAGGGUUCCUAUGGAGUGGUAAAGCUAGCUUACAACCAAGAAGACGAUACCCAUUACGCGAUGAAGAUAUUGUCGAAGAAGAAGCUUUUCAAGAAAGCAGGAAUGUUUGGAAGAAUGCCACCGCCGAAAAAAGACAGCAAGCCGAAUUCGUCGCCAGUCAAUCAUCCAUUAGAUAAAGUCUAUAGGGAGAUUGCUAUUUUGAAAAAACUGGACCAUCCUAAUAUAGUUAAAUUAGUUGAGGUGCUUGAUGACCCUGAUGAGGACCAUUUAUACUUAGCUUUCGAACUCUUAGAUCGAGGACAAGUCCUGGAGGUUCCUACAGAACAACCUCUUGACGAGGAAAAGGCUUGGAACUACUUUAGAGACGUUGUUUUAGGAAUCGAAUACUUACACUUUCAAAGAAUAAUCCACCGAGAUAUCAAACCCGCCAAUCUUCUCUUGAACGAUGAAGACAGAGUGCAAAUAACCGAUUUCGGAGUUUGCAAUGAGUUUCAUGGAACGGAUGCAUUUUUAUCCAGUACCGCUGGCACACCAGCGUUUACACCUCCGGAGGCUCUUGGUGAAGAGCGAUCUUCUGGAUUCAGCGGAAAGUGUACAGAUAUUUGGGCAAUGGGCAUUACGUUAUACGCUUUUGUAUAUGGACGCGUUCCGUUUCAUGAUGAAAACGUUAUUGGCCUGUAUUCAAAAAUUCGGCACCAACCAGUAGAAUUUCCAGAAAAUCCAGCGCUGUCUGCCGAGUUGAAAAACUUGAUUAGCAAAAUGUUAGUGAAAGACCCAUCCAAAAGAAUAACAAUAGCUGAAAUUAAGGAUGAUCCAUGGGUGACUAAGCAAGGUCGUCAUCCUCUUCCUUCCGAAGAGGAAAAUUGCCAUCUCGUUGAAGUCACUGAAGAAGACGUUGCAAGAGUGAUAACAUCAAUACCCAAGCUGGACACGCUGAUCCUCAUCAAGCACAUGCUCAAAAAACAUUCCUUCCAGAAUCCCUUCUUGUACCGAAGAGAAACCACGUUGGGAUCUUCAGAAAUUCGCAACACUUCACUAACAGGAGCGACGAAAAAACAUCUGGGGCGUUCAGGACGUUCAAAUUCGGCCCCUGAUUCCUACGAUUGGGCGCAAGGGCGACAGAAAUCGGUUGAAUCAAACCUAGAAUCCGUUAAGGAGGUUUCUAUAGAUCCCAAUGGAGAAGAGUUGAACUCUUCUUCCAAAAUAUUGCCCCGAGGCAGACCGCAAGCGAAGAAAACUGAAGCAGUUUCCAAAAAACACGGAGAAUUGUCUCGCACUUCUACCCUAUCGGUUGAAUGCUAUAAACUAACCGAAUCAGAUCAUUUUUCAAAACUUGGAGCAAAACCAGAUUCAACAACACACUCAACCAUAGACCUGAACAUUAAAGCACAAAAUGUGAAAGAGGACAUGUUUAAAUCAGUUGUUCAGUCCACAUCUCAAACGUUCAACGGGACUCAAAAUGCCGAUGAUAAAUUACAACACUGCGAUGAUCAAAGCAGUAGAUCAGAUAAUAAAGUUGGAGAAACAUCGAAUUCGAAGAAAUCACAAACAUCACAGGGGCGGUGAUAUGAUCUGUUUAGUUUUUUAGGUUUUUACUUAACGUCUCUGAGAGACUAGGAAUCUCUUUAAAUGGCUGUUAUACUUAUAUUUUCUAGUUCAAUUUAAGAUUAAUUAAUAAGCGCAUUUCAGAAUUUUAUUAGAUUUCAGUUGAAAACGGUAUAUGUAAAAGCGAAGGAUAAUUGGCAAAGUGCAGCUUUAUGAGUUGGUUUUAAAGUACCAUCUCAGAAUUUGUACGGAAAAUGGUUUUAACACAACAAUCAAAAGAAUAGGGGGACUUUGCCAAAUAAAACCGACAGCAAAGAUGAACAAGAGAAUUUAAUGCAAGAGAUAAACCUUUAGAAUGGCCUACCAAUUCGACAUCUAGAAUAUAUGUAAGAUGUGCAGCUGCUAGUUCUGCGUCGCGUUUCAUAGGCCGUGACUCAUUUAAAUAGUGCAAUUUGAAUCGCUUUUGCGUUAGAGCAGAUUGGCCAUCUUAAAGGUUUUCCAAUUGGAUUAGGUCGGUAUGACCAUUACGUACCCAAUUUUAUUUUACUUGUCUUAACAGCAACUUUUCCCAAGCAUUACACAGCCUAUUUAACCAACAAUCAAAUCGUUUUUAAAUGAUUACUCAGGCAUAAAUGCGUGGCACAGGUUUUUAGCUAUGUUUUUAUUAUAUAGCAACUACUGCAAAUCUUCAAUGGGAGUAACAUUCUAAUUCAUUUGCCAGCUAAACUCAGCUAUUGACUCCCAAACUGGUCUUGAAAAUGAUUGUUUGUGACACAGCCAAAAGCCUGUCUUGCACCAAUAAAAUUUUUGCUUCUGAAAAGUUUUCUGUACUUAUAAUAGUUACUGUUUCAGAUCUCUGUAUUAUUGGGCCAAUAUUAUAGAUAGUAUAUUUUGUAACUUAAUUUUGCCUAUUUUUUUUACUUUGUGUUGCUGAUUUUUUUCUACCAAUUAAACAGUUUUUCAUUUAUUUUAUUUUAUUUUUUUUUCACUUAGUAAUACACGGAGAAAAUGAACAAAAGACUUAAAGGCACUUCUCUAUUAUGAGGAUGUAUUUCCUGUGAGCAAAUCGAGGUGAACUAAAAAUCAACCAAAUCAUAAAUGUUUUUAGACGUUUUUAAACUUAGGAACACAGUCGGGACCACAUAGUAAAGUAGACCCAGUAGGUGCAAACUAGGGGUGCAGCUCAGUAGGUAAAAGAUUAAUCAUAAAUAUUAAUCGAACAUAUUAAAAAUGACGUAUCUUGAAAUAACACUUUAACAAAGCAAUUGAUAUUAAUUGAGUCCAAGUAAAACUUGCAGUUAGAUUGGAAAAAUAAUAGAAGUUUGAUUGUUUAACCAACACAUAAUUGGAUUUUACUGAUGUGAAAAACAUUACACAAAUCUUUAACAUCUGUUAAAUCAUACUUGGACCUUAAAUAAACUAGUAAAUUUAAAUUAUAUUUCUGUCAAACAUCGCUUUGAAAAAUAAUAUAUUCUAAUUCGCCCCACUCGUGCUUACCUAAGCUUGCGUAUUUUGCAUUUUCGAUCAACAAUCAAAAACAAAUCUAUUGCUACAUCCACUCUGCGAGUAGAAAAUUUCUUAUUGCAAGUAGAUAAAAUGCUCAACCGAAGUCAUACCCGCAAAGUGUUGUUAUACUGAACCAGCAUUUAGCUCUGAAAUUACUUUGCUUUAAAAGGCUUUUAACGGCUAAGCUUCUGCGUUGCGAAACAAAAAAAAAUACCGCCUUAGACGGGAUUCGAUUUUUUUGCUUGAAAAGUUCGUUGCAGUUGUCCGAAAAUAUACUUACCAAUCAUCAAUCAAACUUAUCAAGAAAAUCUUGCGAGAUUAACCAAGUGAAAUCAAAAGUCGUUAAUAAAAAUAAAGUCUAUUAGUGAAGAGCACCAAAAAACACGCAUGCAAGUUGUUUCUUCCUAAACACGUAUUUUAUUUUCAUUUGGGGAUGACGAAAAAAUGUACUUAUAAUCUAAGAUCUUUCUGUUUACCAUUCCAGUUUUUAGAUUAACGGAAGACAAAACUAACGGUACUUAGACGGUAGAUAGAUAAGCUGACAGAGAAAACGGCCCUAUUAACGACAAUUUAUUAAACAGACCUGAAAUUUUCAUUUUGGCUGGUUCUAGUUUUACAAAGCUUUCACUUCAUGGACAACAUUUUUAAAACAAAAUUGGCACACGAAUUAAAUGACUCCGGAAUUGCAUGCAAAGGCCGAUUAAUAUUGCAAAAAAUUCUCAUUUCUUUCAAAGUAAAGUUGAAUGAUAUCUUAUUCUAUUAUUUAAUUUCACAAACUACUAGAUAUAUCACGAUAAAAGCUGACAAUUUGAAUCAUUACUGCAUGAUGUUUAUAAAAGUUUAUAACCUUAUACGCCUCUUGCUUUCAAACAUCAUCAAAAAAUACAAGUAAAUGUAUAUGAAUAAUAUCUAACCCUUUGAUAUAUAAAAUAAUAGUAUUUUAUUUUUAUAGUGUACCUAGUUUCACAUAGUGAUUUCGUUUAUUUGUUUUCAUUAUUUUUUUUAGAUUUUACUGGUAAAAGCCCCGAUGAAGAAACCAUACCCGUAACCUUAAGAAUUAAUCGUCAUAGCUCGAUUAGAAGUAAGUACAGAAGUUUCUAAUAUUCACUAAUUCAUAUAAAAAAUCAAAAUAAUUAAGAGCUAAUACAAAUGGGAUAUGUUACAUAAAAUCACAUAUUGAAAUCCAAAUCGUAAACUAAAAUCUAUAAUACCCAAAAAAAUUAAUUCAUAAAUUGCAAUUAAUCAAACAUAAGAUAUAUUUGAUUUGAUUUCAAUAGCCGUUAAAAUCAGCCCCUUAAUACCUUUUUAAUAUGGCUGCUUUAUUUGAAAACCGUUAUCGGAAUCAAGAAAAUGUUUUUAGAUAAGUGCAGUGUUUAGUUAGUAGGUAUUUGUUCGAAGUACAUUAACGAUAAGGCCAGGUAAACCUCGACCAGAAUUAGCUAAAAGUGCUUUUUCACUGGCGCCGUUUACACAAAACGCUUCAUUGAAUUAAUGCCCUUAAUUUUAGACUAGGUUUAUUUGGUUUAUAUUCUCUUAGCUUCUAUAAAUUAUCGACCAUCCUAUAUCAUAGAAUAAAAUGGCAUUUAAUGCACAACUUAUAUAAAUUUUACUAUUUAUUGCACCUAAAAAUAUGUAUACAGUGAUUGUUUAUUGCAUAACGAUUCAAGCAAGUUUUCAUAUUUAUCUGUGAUAAGCAAAAACGUAAAAUUGUAAUGCUAAUGUAUAUUAGAUAAUAUGUCGGCUUCCAGUUGAGCGUACUUAUUAUGUAAUGUUAGCGAGAAGCACAAGAAAAAUUAAUCAAACAAGGAAAUGCUAAGCACACUUAUCAUUGUUGGUACAUUUCUUCUCUUAAACUCUGAAACUUUUUGAAUUAAUACUCAAUUAAAUAAAGAUGUUUAGGUAUUUAUGGAGACUCCUGGAAGUAGAAUCACUACUGAUAAAAGGAGGCAAAUUGCCCGUACUUUCAAAUCCGGCACACGUUUAUUAAACAAGAGAAGAUACAAGAGCAUUAUCUGAAUCGUGAUAAAUACAGACAUUUUCUUUAAAUGCAAAUAGGAUUAAUAGCUCUGGAUUAUUACCAAGGCUUAUUAUUACUUCCAAUGCUCAACGUUUAGUUACUGAGUCUUAAUUAAACGAGUUUUAUUAAAUGUGAGAGCAAAAGGUAAUUGACAAGUCUUCAAUUUCUUCCAUUGCAUUGCAAUAAAGAAUAGUAAAGCA